Molecule: messenger RNA, 4266 nt
Organism: Vespa velutina
Lineage: Eukaryota; Metazoa; Arthropoda; Insecta; Hymenoptera; Vespidae
Product: neprilysin-4-like
Exons: 14
Coding region: 437-3631 (1064 amino acids)
Biological process (GO): protein processing
Cellular component (GO): plasma membrane
Molecular function (GO): metalloendopeptidase activity
Source: RefSeq, a predicted model, not a curated record
UUACGGUCUUCCGAACGUCGUUGUUCAUCGUUGUGCUCACAGACGGUAGAGAUCCAUAAAAUGUCAUAACAAAUUCACUUAUAACAACGGAUCUUUGAUGUUUCUCCUUAAUACUGUUUAUUCUAUCGAAGGCAUAUCAUUUAGAAUUUUGUGUUUUUUUUCGCGUCUAAGUUAUUUAAAAGCCGUCCUUUUUAUACUUGUCUAUGCGAUAUUAUUAUUCGUGUGAUUUAGUAGAAACAGAUACGCGCGCGCACACAGAGAAAGAGAGAAAGAUACACACACACACACACACACACACUUUUCUUUUAUUUUCUUUUCUUUUCUUUUUUUCCAUCAGUAAUUUAGCCGUAAACGCUCUUGUUCUUAUCAAUGUGUUAAGUGACAGCAAUGAAGUUGAUGCAUAUUUUUACCUCAGCAUUAUCCCACGUAGCGUAAAAUGAGGGGAAACAAUACGAGCCAAUACAACGACGACGAUUUCUUCAGCGACGGUGGCCCUUGCCCACCUUGUCGACUUGCGAUUAACGAGGAAACCGGUAGACUAAAAUGGUGCACAGAAGGCGACGAUACUUGGCGAUUUCGCGUCAGACUAAUGCUACUGAUUCCUGCGGUUUUAUUGCCAAUCACUAUAAUUUUCAUUGCUUUAUCGCGAUCGCAAAUCACCGAUAAAUUACCCCAUCGUCGUACAUUUAGCGCUAUUCGCAAUUCUCAAGAACAAACUAAGAAUAAUUUCGUUGAAAAUUAUAAUACCUUGCUCCGAUCAUCCGAGAGCAAAGAAAUACAGCACUCUGUCGAUGGGAAUGAAGAUGAAGAUGAAAUUCGUAUCUCCGAAAUUCAAACAAGUUACGUACCGCCAAACGUUCAUUUUUUAAUACAAUCCUCGAAACGACGGAAGAGGCAUACGGAUGCGGAAACAACGGUCGAAAAAAGGAACGAUUACAGCGGUAUCAAAUCGAUCGACGAAAUACGCGACAAAAUUCUGCCUAAGGAGAAAGUAGUCAUAGCUAGUGGCGUCACUCAGAAAACGACUACAGGUACGUCGAACGACGAAACGGAUUAUUUUCUACUCGAUUAUAAUCCAGAAUUAGAAUUCGAUGAGCCCUACGCAUACAGCGAUAUACAGGAUUACGAAGACUACUCGAAGUUGGUACUCCCUUUUCUCAUUUUCAUCCUACGUUCACGUAGCGUUUCUAAUCGCAUUCUGCGUUCUUCGUUCUUCGUUCUUCGUUCUUCGUUCUGCAUUCUGCGUUCUACGCGUAGAGAGGUAAAGACGGAGCACAUGGUUACGGAAGAAAAAGAGCAAUUAGAUUUUGGGCCAUUGAAUCAAAGAUAUCGAAACGUUAAGGAUAAGACGAAUGAACGAUCGCAAGACCGGCUAAUUGAUCAUACCGAGCGGAUUAGCACUUAUUCCGUUUCCAUUGGCAACGCCUACGGACGAUGGCCUGUACCCGAUCACCAGGAUAAAGACGCCCCAGCAUCGGCUUUCCAUGCAUUUUGGAAAGACGAAGGAAACGCGAAAAGCAUCAGAGAGGCUCAAGCAAGGAUAAUGUUAGAAUACAUGGAUAAGACUGCCAAUCCGUGUCAAGAUUUUUAUCAGUAUGCUUGUGGAAACUGGGAGAAACGUAAUCCCAUUCCAAAGGAUAAGGCGGCCUACGACACCUUCGAGAUGUUAAGAGAAUCAUUAGAUAUUGUUUUGAAAGAAUUAUUGGAGGAUAAAGUUCCGCAUAACGUCAGAUUAAAUACUGACGACGCAACGGUCAAAGCGAAGUAUCAUUUUCAGAGUUGUAUGAAUUACGAGAUCUUGGAGCAACGUAUGGAACAGCCGGUGCUAAAACUUUUAGAGGAACUCGGCGGGUGGCCAAUUUUAAAGUCCGAUUGGAAUGCCGAUAAGUUCGACUGGUUGCUUUUGGUCGCACAGUUGCGUCUGUAUAAUAAUAAUAUCCUUAUUUCCGAAUGGGUUGGACCGGACAUUAAAAAUAGUGACCAAUAUGUUAUACAAUUCGAUCAAACGUCCCUUGGUCUCCCUACAAGAGACUAUUUUCUUCAGCCAUCUAAUAUGAUUUAUCUGAACGCAUAUAAAGAUUAUUUCAUUAAAAUAGUAACCCUUCUUGGUGCUUCUUUGCAAAAUGCCACAGUUCAUGCAAAUCAACUGAUAGAAUUCGAAACGAAGCUCGCGAAGAUAACAUUUUCACCCGACGAAAGACGGAACAUUUCAGAACUUUAUCAGAAAAUGAGCAUUGGUGAAUUGUGUUCGAUUGUGCCUCAAAUCGAUUGGCGUAAAUACCUUUCGAUCGUUUUAGCACGUCCCGUAAAUAGUUCUGAACCGGUUGUCGUAUUUGCCCUACAAUAUAUUCAAGAUUUGGUAAAUUUACUCUCAAAAACUGAACCCAGAACUAUAGCAAAUUAUCUUUUAUGGAGAUUCGUACGUCACAGAGUGAACAAUUUAGAUGAUCGAUUUCAAGAAGCUAAACAAAAGUUUUAUUACAUUCUCUUUGGGAUAGAACAAGCCCCUCCUAGAUGGAAGAAUUGUGUAUCACAGGUCAAUGCCAAUAUGGGUAUAGCCGUUGGUUCCAUGUUCGUUCGAAAAUAUUUUGAUGAAAAGAGUAAGAAUGAUACGCUAUCCAUGACACGAGAGAUACAAGAAUCAUUUAGGACAUUAUUGAAUCAAACUACUUGGAUUGACAACGAGACGAAACGAUUAGCCAGCGAAAAAGUAAAUGCUAUGCUUUUAAGAAUCGGCUAUCCCGACUUUAUCCUACAGCCACAUUUAUUAAAUGAACGUUAUAAGGAUGUCGUAAUCCAUCCGGAUAAAUACUUUGAGAAUACGUUAAAUAUUUUACAACAUUUGACAAGAGUGGAACAAGAUCGUCUUGGUAGUUCGGUUAAUAAGACUUUGUGGAAUACCGCGCCUGCAGUUGUCAACGCUUAUUACAGUCGCUACAAAAAUCAGAUAAUGUUUCCAGCGGGCAUACUACAACCGCCCUUUUAUCACAGAUACUUUCCAAAGAGCUUGAAUUAUGGAGGCAUCGGUGUAGUGAUCGGUCAUGAAAUUACCCAUGGUUUCGACGAUAAGGGUAGAUUGUUCGAUAAGAAUGGCAAUCUACACAGAUGGUGGAAAAACGAAGAUAUCAAUGGCUUCCAUGAAAGAGCAAAAUGUCUUAUUGGUAAAAAAUUCAUUGGUAUCGCAUCAGUAUAUAUAGUCUGUCUUGAAUAUACUUCAUUAUCGAUAAAAAAGUUCAGCUAUAUUUUAGACCAAUAUAGCCGCUAUACAGUAACCGAAGUUGGCGCACAAAUCAACGGUAUAAAUACACAAGGAGAGAAUAUCGCUGAUAAUGGAGGCAUCAAACAAGCAUUUAAAGCUUAUGAAAGAUGGUUGUAUAUAAAUGGCGAUAAGGACGAGACUCUGCCUGGUAUUGGCGCAACCGGAAGGCAAUUGUUCUUUUUGAAUUUCGCUCAAGUUUGGUGUGGUUCAAUGCGACCAGAAGCUGCUAAAAAUAAAUUAAGAAUUGCUGUUCAUGCUCCUGGAAAAUUCCGCGUGAUCGGUACGCUGUCGAAUUCAAAGGCUUUCGCGGAUGUCUUUCAUUGUCCCCUUGGUACACCUAUGAAUCCUAUUAACAAAUGCUCAGUUUGGUAACAUAGCCGUAGAUAAUUAUAAAAAAUAUCCUUUCAAAAUAGAUCACACGCUCACACACACACGCACGCGCACACACACACACACACACACACACGCUCACACACAUAUAUAUAUAUAUAUAUAUAUAUAUAUAUAUAUAUAUAUAUAUUGCCUUCAUCAAGUAUAAUUUUGCAAUAAAGGUUAUCCUUCGUUCAAUAGAAUAUAUUUUUAACUCGAUUUAUCUAAGAAACCGAAUGAAUGUAAAAUUAAAGGAAAAGUAAAACAAGAACAGAAGAAAGAAUAUAAAAAAGCUUUGUUUCAAAUUUCAAAUUGUAAAAGCAAGAAAAUCGUAAGUCAAGUUUAUGCCUUGAACAGUGCGUUCAUUAUUUUAUAUUUUGCCUUCUUUAAUGUUUUGCCCUACUAAUGUUUACAAUUUUUUACGAAUAAUAAUGAAUUAUCAAAAAGACAUUCCAUGUCACCAAUGAAAUACAUUCUGUACACGUCGUUAAUGUUAAUUACUUUAUUACGUAAUACUCACAGCGGUUCAAAAACGCACGAGUUGUUUCCACGCAAGUUAUACACAUAAAGAAUUUUCGGUAAAAACAAUAAAAAAUGUAUAUACAUUCCUUUAUAAAUAAAUAUAAUAUGUAUAUCUA